Molecule: messenger RNA, 519 nt
Organism: Auanema sp. JU1783
Lineage: Eukaryota; Metazoa; Nematoda; Chromadorea; Rhabditida; Rhabditidae
Source: the annotation of a GenBank genome assembly
AUGGCUGGUGUUGACUCAUUUGAGCAGUUGCAGAAGCAAAUGCAAAGUAUUGAUAUCUAUAGAGAUACGCCAAUCCGUUACUUAGGUUAUGCAAACGAAGUCGGAGAGGCCUUCCGGUCUAUGAUUCCAAGUGUUGCUGUCAAAGCUACCUAUGUAGUAGCGUUAGGAUAUGCUUGUGCCGAUGCAUUGGAUAAGAGUCGUAAAGUCCAUAAGCAAGAGUGGAAUAGUGCUGAAGAACGUAGAAAGCGUGUUACUAUUGCUGCUGCUGAUACGUUCUUAUGGCAAGCCUUAGCUUCAGUGGCCAUCCCUGGCUUCACCAUCAACCGAAUUUGCCAUUUCUCCAACGCACUUCUAUCGAAAGCUUCUUCUCUUCCAACGCCCAUCCGCAAAUGGGUAGUUACUGGAAUUGGACUUGGAACUAUUCCAUUUAUAGUUCAUCCAAUAGACUCCGUCGUUGAAAUUGGGAUGAAUGAGACCGUUCGGAAGUUCUAUAACACUCAACCGGAAAAGAAGGAAUAG